CAAGUCCCUCGGUUGAGCUCAAUUAUAAAAUCACACUGAUGUCAGAUGUAUGUUCAUGCGUAUACCUGUGAAAAUUGCAACGACAUCAUGAUAAGAGCGCGCACUCGGUGGGGCGGUUAGCCUGGCAAACCUAUGGUUACUGCGAAUGUGCUACCAGCUCACCCGACAACUGUUGUUGUCGGGGCAGGGCUCAGUGGGCUGCAAACUGCAGCUCAGUUCCUCGCUUUGGGGCACCGCGUUUGCGUGCUCGAGAGGGCUGAGGACGUUGGAGGCGUAUGGCUACGGUAUACAUCGUUUAAUAUCCAAGUGCCACGCGACUUCUUCAGCCUUCCAGACUUCCCCUGCCCGCCCGAGCUGGAGCCCGAGGAGUACCCCACGGGUCGCUCGCUGCUGCGGUACAUCAUCGCCUAUGCGCACAAGAACCAGCUGUACCGGCACAUCAUCUUCCGCGCGCACGUGACCCGCCUGCACCGCCUGGCUGGCGCCUGGCAGUGCUUCUAUGACGUGGAGGAGCCCCUGCCCGGAGGAGGAGGAGGAGGCGGAGGAGCGGAUGGGUUGGGCGGCGGGCUGGGGCGCAGCAGCAUGGCCAGCGCCGCCGGCUCGCCGCGCGCUGGCGGCAGCGGGGGCGGCGCGACGGGUGGCGAGGGGGCAGGGGCGGGGGGAGGUGGCGGGGGCGGCGGCAGUAUGGUGGUGCAGCACCGCAUGACGGCGGACUUUGUGGUGGUGGCCACGGGGCUGCACUCCACACCCGCCGUGCCGCCCAUUGAGUGCCCUCACCUGUUCCGCGGCCAGAUGCUUCACGCCUACGACCUGCCGCCCGAUGAGGAGCUGCCAGAGCAGCUGGCGGGCUGCCGGGUUGUGAUCCUGGGCGGCGGCAAGGUGGCGGUGGACACGGCGACCCGGCUGGCGGCGGCGGGAGCGGCGUCCACCGCGGUGGUGUUCAAACAGGCACACUGGCCCAUCACGCGAUUUCCGCUGGAUAAAAAGGGCGGCGGCAACGGUGGCAGUAGCAACGGCAGUGGAGACGGCGGCAGCGGGGGCGGGGGCGGCAGUAGCACUGCCAAGGCGCGGCGUAGCAGUAGCAGCAGUAGCAGUCGGGGCCCUCACUUCACCUCGCUGCUGUACAACCGCUGGGCGGGCGCCAUGCUGGACCCCUACUAUGACGCGGGGCUGGCGGGCAGGGCGGCGGGCGCUGUGACGCGCCCGCUGCGGCGCCUGUUUUGGCGGCGCAUAGAAAAGAGCCUGCUUGCCCAGAACGGCCUGACGCGGGCGACCCACGGCGGCAGUAGCGGCGGGGCCGGGGCGGGGGUCGGCAGUAGCGACGCCGCCGCGCUACUGCCGCCGCUGCCUCUUGACCGGGACCUGCUCACGGGGGGGCUGGUGCAUGACGGGCAGUGGUCGGCGGCACUGGCGUCUGGCGAGGUCACCGCCAUCCGAGGCGAGCCCCACCGCUUCACGCCCGACGGGCUGCUGCUGCGCUGCGGCACUGUGGUACCCGCGGACGUGGUGGUGCUGGCGACGGGCUACCGCAAGGACUACGGCUUCAUCGACGCCGACAUCCUGACCAAGCUGGGCGGCCAGCGCGACGGCCUGUACCUGUACCGCCACGUGCUGCCGCCGCUGGUGCGCAACAUCGCCUUCGUGGGCUGCGAGGCCAGCAGCUUCAACAGCCCCCUGACCAGCUACCUGCAAUGCAUGUGGCUGGCCAGCUGCCUGCAGAACCGGGUGCGGCUGCCGCCUCCUGCCGAGAUGAUGAAAGACCUGCAGCGCCAGAUGCGGUGGCAGCGGCGUGUGCUGCCGCCCCAGGCCGACCGCGCCGCGCAGAUUGGCAUCUACACGCAGCACUACCACGACACACUGCUGAGGGAUAUGGGCCUCAGUCCCCGGCGCAAGCCCAACCUAUGGCGCGAGUGUUUUGAGCCGUAUACCGCCGCGGACUUUAGGGAUCUGCCCUUCCUCGGCUUAGGGCCAGACGGCGGCGUCCGCAGCAAGCGCAGCGGCAGCGCCGCCGCCGCCGCCGCCAGCGCGCGCGCCUCCUCGGCUGCAACCGCUGCGCAAGCUCAAUACGCGGACCACCACCACCACCACGACGCAAGCGAUGGGGACGGCGAGGGCGAGGGCGGCGGGCCGGCUCGACGCAUACGCAUCUCAGCCGCCGCCGCGGCGGCCGUGGCUGGCGGUGCCUACGUGUCCGGCGACGGCGGCGCCGGUGCUGCCGCCGGCCCCUCCGUGGGCUUCGCCCUGCCGCCGCCGGCGCGGCUGGCAGCGGCGAGUGGCUCCGAGACAGACGGGCGACUGGUGUCCGCGACCGGCAGCUCGGGAACGGGCGGGCUGGGCGGCGAGGCGCCGCGCAGUGGCAGUGCCCUGCUGGCGGCGGCGCUGGCCUCCACCUCAGGCGGCGCCGGCGGGGGGGCGGGAGGCGGCGGCGGCGGCGGCGGCGUGUCGGGCAUGUCGUCGAGCCGCGUGCUGGACACACUGUACGAGGGCGGCGAGGCGGGCGGCGGCGGCGGCGGCGGGGCGCAGGCCGCGGAGAGCGCGCACGGCCCCGCCACUGGCAGCCGCAUGCGGCCGCCCGGCGGCAGCUCAGGCCAGCUGGGCGGCAGCUCAGGCCAGCUGGGCAGCAGCUCGGGCCACUCACUCCUGCCGCCGCACGGCAGCGGCGGUGCGGGCGUGGGCGUUGGCGUGGGCCUCGCGCCGCCAGAGACGCCCGCUGGCAUGGCCCUGGCCGCCAGUGCACUGCCUGGCGGCGCCGCCGUAAUGGCCUCCGCCGCCUCCCUGGGUGGCGGCGCCGCCGGCCCCGCCUCCAGUGGCAGCCUGGGCGGCCCCGGCCCCGGCACGGGCGGCUUCCAGGCAGCUGCCGCGGCCUCGCUGUCCAUGUCGGGCUACGGCGCCGCUUUCCGGUCCGUGGGCCGCGCGCCCAUCUACAUCCCGCCCGCCAGCGGCAGGUCGUGCCUCAUGGACGCCGCGGCGCUGGCGCUGAUGGACGGGGUGGUGGGCGGUGCGCUGAUGGACCGCCCGCCGCCGCGCUCGCCGCGCUCCCGCACCGCCUCCGCCGUCGGCAGCGCAGCCGCGGCCGCCACUGGCGCCGCAGUAGCAGCGGGUGCAGCAGCAGGAGCGGCGGGAGCGGCGGCAGCAGGGGCCGCCAAGCGCGGCGCGUCGUUGUCGGGCGUGUAUGCAAACGGCGACGGCGCGGGGACGUCGGCAGCGGCAGGCGGUGGCGGAAGGCUGGGCGCCUCCGCUGGGACGUCGCGCACAGGGCUGUGGGGCGCGGUUGCGGCCGCAGCGGCGGCGGGCUCAGCGGCACACCUGCCUGAGGAUGCCGCGGCGGCGGCGGCGGCAGGGGCGGCUGGUGACCGAGCCAGCGGGCGCGCCAGCGGCGGACGCGCCGCAGAAGGGCCGGCGACGGCACCGGCGGCCGCGUCGGACCAGCACGCGCGGAGGCCACGGCCGCCCACAGGCGAGGGCUUUGUGGGCACGGCGGGCACAGACGCACCGUCAGCGGCAGUAACCGCCAAUGGCGGCGCACUGGGUAACGGCCUGGCGGCGCCGUCGUCCCAUUCGGUAGUUGGCGGCGCCGCCUCCUCCCCUGAGCCGCCCACCACACCGGCGCCGGCAGGACCUCUCGCCGCCGUCACCUCCGCGGACGUUGGCAGCGCUGCCCCCGGCACCGCCGCCGCCGCCGCAGCCGCCGGGGGGCUGGCGGUAGGGACCAGCCCCGCGUCUCACGGCACGUCGGACUCGCAGCACAGGUCCACCGCCGCCGACUCGGCCGGCGGCACGCCGCCCUCGCCCAAGCAGCAGCCCGGCAGCGGCGGCUCCACCCCCGCCUCCGCUUCCGCCUCCGCCUCGGGUGGAGGUGGCCGCGGCGGCGCCCACGGCUCCGGCUCCAAGGCCCACGGCUCUGGCCCCAGUAAGCCGCAGGCGCUGCGCAAGGCCGCGGCGUCGGCGGCGUCGGCACGCCAGCGGCGCGGCUCCGCCACCAGCAGCACCGCCGACGGCGGCGGGCCCCACUCCUCAGCUGAGUCCAACAUCGUGCACGGCUCGGGGGGCGGCAAGCCUCGCACGCUGUUCCAGCUCGUCACGACGCGCAACGCCGCUGGUGACAGCGCGACAACCAGCCCCGGCCCCGGCACGGCUGGUGCGCCAGCCUCCGACGGCGCCGACGGCGGCCCCCGAUCGGCGGCUUCGCCUGUGCUGGCGCCGCCGCCGAGCUUGCGGGCGGUGGCGACGGCUACGGGUCGGCGCGCGAGCGAUCCCUGGGCCGCAGGCGACGAGAGUGAGGACUUUGUGGGCACGCCGCCUAGCUGCUUUGCGGGGCCGCUUGAGGAGCUGCAGUCGGACGGACUGGGCUCAGCUGAUUCGGGCGCUACCGGCGGCGCCGGCGGGCGGCGGUCCCGGGCGCGGCGGGCGGCGCUGGUGCACAACAGCGAUGACGAGGACGUGGUGCUGGACGACGACUACGAGGACGAGGACGACGACGUCCGGCAGGCGGCGCAGGCGGGGGCCGCGGGCAGGAGCGGCAGGAGCCGCAGCCGGUGGUGGCACCCGCAGCGGAACGACUGUGACGAGGAGGCGGAUGAGGAGGCGGACGAUGCCGAUGACGACGAGGACGACGCGGUGGCAGCUGGCGAGGCGGGCGACGAGCUGGGGGUGAUGCUGGAUGAGGGAGCCAUGGCGGAGCGCCGCUCAGGCGGCCGCCUGGGAGCAGGAGGAGGCCUAGGGGGGCCCGGACUCGGGUCCGGUGAGCUGGGGCCGGGGUCCGGGGGGCUGACGGCGGCGGCGGCGGCCACGGCGGCGGCGGCGCGGCUUAGUGCGGGCAACAGCCGGCAGCGGCUGUCGGUUGGGGAGCUCAACGAUGGCGGCGGCGAGUGGGCUGACGCCGGUGGUGGCGGCGCCGCCGCCGGCGGCAUUGGUGGCGAGCGGAGCAGCGCGGGCAGUCGCUUCAGCGGCGGCAGCAGCGGCCGACGACUCAUGGUGCUGGGCGGCGCAGGGCCGGGGGCGGGCAUGCUAGGGUCAGUCGGCGUCGGGUCGGAGGGAGGCCGUGGCGUGGAGGUUGCGUACCGGAGCAGCCUUGAUCAGAUAGGGAUGGAAGUGGCAGCGGUGACCGGGAUUGCCGGGUCGCCCGGCGGCCGCAGCGGCGUGUCGGUUUUUGGAUCCGGAUCGCUUGGUGGUAACAGCGCAGUCGCCGCUUCUGGGUCGGGAUCCGGAUUUGGGUCAAUAAAGAGCCGCAGCUCGCAGCUUGACGGUGCCGGCGGCGUGGCGGUGGCGGUGGGCGUGGCGGCAGCGGUGGUGCCGAUGGCAGUGCGCGGCGUGGAUGGCCCGGCAUCAAGCAGCGGCGUCGGUAGCAGCAGCGGCGGAGCGCGCAGCGGCGGAGUGGGCGGCGGCGGCAGUGCCAUGAGUGAGCCGGUUGGGCGGCCGCUGACGGCGGAUGGCAACGAGUGGGAUGGUGGCGGCGGCGGCGACGGCGUCGCCUCCACGACAGGCUCCAACCUGGCGGGGGAGCGGCGGAGCAUUGCUGGGAGAGGCCGGGUAUCGUUCGCCGAUCACGCCACAACCGUUGACGGCGGCGGCGCCGCAGCCGCCGCCCGGCGCCCGCGCUUGUCGGUGUCAUUGCGCAACCGGCAGGGCUCCGACCCGCCUCCCGCAGACUCGGCAGGGGGUGGUGGCGGCAGCGGACUUGCGCCGCGCGCCUCCCUGCCUGUGAGCAGUUCUUACGCCUCACAGCACAUGUCGGGGUCGGCGGCGGCGGCUGGCGGCGGCGGCGGAAGCUCGGGUGCCAGCUCCGCACUGGAGCGCUACGCAGCACGCAUGACCACUGCCGCCACCUUCAGGCUGUCCAUGUCCUCGAUGGCCGACAUGAACCCGCAGUCGCUCAAGGCCGCGGCACGAGUGUCAGCAGCCGCAGCCGCCAUGGCGGCGGCGGGCGGCGGCGGCGGCGGCGGCAGCGUCAUGCUGGUGGGCUCGCAGUCGCUGGGCCAGCCGGCGUCGCUGCACCCGCUGCACGCCAUGCAAUCGCAGCCUGGCGGCGGCGGCGCAGGUGGCGGCGGCGCAGGUGGCGGCGCCGCCGCGGGCCUUGUGGCGCACAACAGCCGGCUGGGUCCGGGGCUACUGGGGCAGCGGCCGCAGCGGGUGGUGCCAGGGCUGGCUAGUGCGGACGCUGUGACGGACGGCAGCGAGGGCGCCGGCGGGGCUGGAGGCACGGGGAGCUGGGAGCAGUCGGGCGCGGCGGGGCUGGUGAUGAUGGCGGUGGUGGAUGAGGACGGCGCGAGAGGCAACGACACCUCCACAAGCAACGUAAGCGCCAGCGCCGCAGGCAACCUCGCCUCGCCUGCGGGUGCAGGCGGCGCCGCCGCCGGCAGCCGCCGCGCCGCCACCGCAGCCGGCUUUAUCGGAGGUGGCGGCGGCGGUAUUGCGCAGUAUCUGACCUUACCCGUCGGCGCGGGGCAGUUCUCAGGGGCUCAAGGCUACGUGGCAGACGGCGGCACGGGCGCCGGCCUGACGAGCCCCGUGCGCAUGUCGGCGAACGGCAUGAACGGCGGCGGCGGCACCCCGGCAGCCCUGAGCAGCAACCCACUCUUCAGCGGCCCUACUGCCGGCGGCGGCGGUGGCGGUGGAGCUGCCAGCAGCUGGGACGUGACGUUUAAGCAGCUGUCUAGGGCUGUGGUGGCGCCGCCGCCGCGCCCCGCCGGCGGCCUGCGGGCGGCUAUGAUCAGCCGCCGCAGCAUGCUGCUACUCAGCGGCAAUGAUCGAGACCGCCCCAGCGAUAGCGGCAGCGCUACGCCCACCGGCGGCUCGUUCUUCGUCGCGCGUCGCGCCGCCGCCGCCGCGGCGGCCGGCGGCAGCGGCACGGGCGACGAGGGGCUCGGCUCGGGCCCUGCGCCCGCCACCGGCAGCAACAGCGGCGCGGGCGGCAACGCGGCGGCGGCGGCACUGAUCCAGCCGUCCGGCCCAGCCAUCCGCGAGGCGAGCCGGUUUGUGGCGCGCACCAACAGCAUGAGCCUAGGGCACGGCCCCGGCGGCGGCGGCGGGGGCGGCGGCACUGGAGGCGCUGGCGGCGCUGGGCUGCCCAGCCACUUGGGGCCAGGCGGCAGUGCCCACGGCUCUAACGCCGCCGCCGCCGCACUGGGCCUGGCAAGCGCCGGCGCCGACGGCGCCGCCACGGCAGCUGGCGCCGGUGGCGCCGCCGGCAGCGGAGCUGUCGUGGCCAGCGGUGGAGCCGGGGGCGGCGGCGUCUCUUCUGACGACGCCGACUUCGGUGCGGCCGAGGCAGGCGAUGGCGGGCCGGGCACGCCGCGCGCGCGCAUGCAGUGGGCGGCGGCUGUGAGUGCGGCCAACGACCUGCGAAUCGGUGCGGACAGCACGCGCAAUGCCUUUGCGGCAGUGGUGAUGGCGGCGCGGGCGAGGCGCUCCAGCGCGGUCGCGUUCGGCGCGGCGGGUCAGCCUCCGCCGGCGGUGCAGCACGAGUCACCCAUGUUGGCAAAGCUUAUCGCCGCCAGCCAGUCCCACUCGGGAGUCGUGCCGCGCGGCGGCGCCAGCAGCCUGCGCAAUGCCGGCCUCGCCGCCGCCGGCGCCUUGCCGCUGCCGCCGCCGCACCCCGACACCGCGCGAGGCCGCCGUGGCCCCUCCACCAGCAACGACGGCAGCUAUGCACACGAACGGACCUCCAACACCGCGCCCGGCGAAGUCGCCUCCGCGGUCGCGGCCGCGGCUACUGCCAGCGCCGGUGCCGCCAAGCGCGCCAGCUGGGAGGGUGGCAGUAGCAUGGCCAAGAGCUUCAAGCGCCUGUCGGGGCUGCUACUGCCAACCUCUCCUCCAGCCUCGGCGGGCAGCGGCCAUAACUACCAGCACCCGCCCGUGCGCUCCGCCAGCGGCGAGGACAUGGCUCCGCAGGGCGGCAGCGCCGGCGCCAGCGCCAGCGGCGAGGCCGCCGCCGGUGGUGGCGGCGGCGGCACGGGUCCGGUUCGGAUGCUGAUUCGCAUGAUUAGCGGCAAGCGCCGCAGCGAGGGCCUGGCGGGCACCAGCAGCCUGGCGCUGGGCGGCAUCGCGACAGUGGAGGAGGAGGGCGAGAGCGUCAGCCUGCCCACGCCGCCGCCACUGGCAGGAACAGGAGGGGCAGCCGGCAUGCCGGCCACGGCGCUGUCACCAGUGGGCGGCGGAGGCGGGGGUGCCGCUGGAGGGGGGGCUGCUGGAGGGGGCGGCUCCGCCGCUGUAGAGGAUUUCGGUGGGCGGCAGCAGAUGACGGUGAUAAGCGCUGCCGACGCGCCACCGACGGCGCUGGCGGGCGCUGUGCUGGGCCGCUCGGUGUCACGCCGCUCGCAGUUGCACUACCACCUGCCCGCGGACCUGCACACCACGCCGCCGCAGGCGCACCUGCCGUCAGCGCAGCAGGCGCAGCCGCAGCCACACCACCAGUCGCAGCCGCAGCCGCACUCGGCGCAGUCGCUGCCGCUUGUGCAGGUCAACGCAGUCUCUACUGCCGCGAGCGCAAAGCCGUCGUCUUCAACUGGCAUGGCGCCGCAUCCUUAGUGCGUGCCCAUGAUAUACGAUCAGCAGGAUGUUUUUGUUGAAGGGCAUUACAUCAAUUUUACAGCUAGAAUCGGUUCAAUGAAUGGGGCGUGCGCGGCGGUCGUUCACCCAUUUCUGGCCUCGUCGGACAUAGAACCGAUGUUAUCUGGAUUGCGGGCCGAGCGUUAUCCGAGAUUUGCAGUUGACGUUGCACGCACGCAUCAAUGAAAGACAUGUUGUUUGUGAUGUCUCGGGCCCUUGUUAGUGAUGGGCCACAUCAGCAAUGCGGCCACGGGAAACCUGUGAGAUCAGGGCACACCAGAUACCGUAUGUUGCAGCUUUGCCUGUCGCAGUCACGCCCACGGACAUGAGCCUGAGCAUUCCCGUAUUGCAUAUUCGUGGGAAACCGUUCUUGGGCUGCAUGUUGAGCCAUUGACGAACAUGACGCGAUAACGUCAUAUGCGUAGGUAGGAUGUGUGCAACGGGGUCAUGACCACCAGAACCGCUGUAUUGGGGGCUUCGCAGGCGUCAGGGCGUUGAGAUGCCAAUGGCGUAGUGGUGGGCCGCGCGUGCCCAGGUGGCGUGGGUUGUGGAGGUGGCCUAUGUGCAUCUUGGAGUCCACAGGUUACGGUAACACAGUUUGUGCAGAGAUUGUCGGUGGUCGAUUGGGAUACCGGCGGCCAUGAUGGCGUGCGGGGCUCGGUGUGGCGUGGCGCAACACGUAUGUCUUCAGUUACAAGCGGAGGAGAAGGAAUGGGAGGGUAUGUGUGAGGCAUCAUACACUGCAUGUGUGCGUGUGGAGGUGAAGGACUGUGCAUACACGCAGUGGGGGCACCUCAGCGGCCGCACGCCUGAGCUGUAACUGCGCUGCUGCGCGCUGGAGCAACGGCUGGCCAAGAUGAGACGUUAGGUGUGCAACUGCUGCCGCUCUGAGGCUUUGUCCCGCCUGACACAUGGCUGAUCGUUGUGACUGCUGAGUCUGAGCACUGCACGAAAGCAUAAGCGCACGGCCGCCAGUGCAGGUAGGCAGCAGCGUGCAGGGUUGUCCUGGCUAUGGGCGGCUGAGGCAGGCAUUUGACUGAGGCCACAAGCGCGAACUGAUCAUGCAAGACAUCGCGUACCGUAUGUGAGCACAGGACCGUGCCAGCAAAAGGUGUCAACCGUUACAGUAGUAGUUUGCUUGUGCGGGCCCCAUAUCAAGCGGGGGAAGCUGGAUGAGCCCCAAUGCUCUUGACUACGCCUGCCCGGCAUGCGACGCGGCAACAGAAAACCGCAUGUGCCUCAACUGGCCAAUCGGCGUAAGAGAGCCUUGGGGCACCACCCUUGGGGCAUUCCCUAGCAAGGUGCAAUCGCCCCCACACAUGCGUGCAGCGAGCCUCAUGACUGCCUUUGAAUUCAUGCACGCACGUGCCAGCCACCAUAUAAAUUUGAUGCAGGAGACAGGCUCCCACACUCCCUGGGUGAAGCCGAGGCACCCACACCGUGAUAAAUAAUGUUCAUCGCCCACCCCGACUGACCCCUCCUGGUGAAGCGCACAGGCUGUAGGGCCUGUGUGCCAAGGCCAGAGUGGAUAAUCGGAGUCUCG
Molecule: messenger RNA, 10090 nt
Organism: Chlamydomonas reinhardtii
Lineage: Eukaryota; Viridiplantae; Chlorophyta; Chlorophyceae; Chlamydomonadales; Chlamydomonadaceae
Exons: 21
Coding region: 133-8526 (2797 amino acids)
Molecular function (GO): N,N-dimethylaniline monooxygenase activity; NADP binding; flavin adenine dinucleotide binding
Source: RefSeq, a predicted model, not a curated record